This is a messenger RNA of Periophthalmus magnuspinnatus, 2654 nucleotides long. RefSeq names its product proline-rich proteoglycan 2-like. The coding region runs from base 441 to 1202 and encodes 253 amino acids. Lineage: Eukaryota; Metazoa; Chordata; Actinopteri; Gobiiformes; Gobiidae. The record is from RefSeq and is a predicted model, not a curated record. The transcript is spliced from 3 exons.
GGGUCGAGUCCCGGAUCAUAGGUCUGUCCCAGGGCCGUGUGUGUGGAAGUGCGCUGCUCAGAGGACCCUCGGCACAGUCUGACCCUGCCCCGGUCCAAAGUACAAGUACUGCGCUGGUUUCUUGAGGCUCAGGUCGGUCUGUUUUCACUUCAUGUUCUUGUAUUUUGCCUCACUAGAGUGUGUUAUACAGGCUCGUGCUCUGAACAGAAUCAAGUCUUUUGUCUGUCUGUCUGUGGUAUACUGAUUCAUUGGCAGUGAAGAGCCUGGUAUCGUCGCUGUGUCAUUGGGCAAGACACUUCUUCCAUCUUCCCUCCAGUGUUUGUGUACACUGAAUGAACAUGUGUGUGUUCUAACCAAUCAGAACCUGAUUAAAAGAUCACCUGUGAGGGCCCCUGUGCAGUACCCCCCUGGGCCUCUAGGGGCCCCACACCUUCAGAGCGAUGGGCAGCUCCGGGUCCAAGCGCCGGUUCUUUUGGCAGAAGAAGAGGUCUCCUGUGGAGCGAGCCUGGAACAAACUCACCACAAACAAGAGGAAGAAGUCCAAGAGAAAGAGCAAUGUCCCAGGACAGGACAAGUUGAGACUGUCCCAAACCCCACCCCAGAAAACUCCCCCCGAGGAAUCUCCCCUCAGACCCCCCUGGCACCACAGACUGUCCCAGAUCACAUCCCAGACCCCUCCUCAGAAUCCUCCCCCCCAGAACCCUCCCCUCAGACCCCCCUGGCACCACAGACUGUCCCAGAUCACGUCCCAGACCCCUCCUCAGAAUCCUCCCCCCCAGAACCCUCCCCUCAGACCCCCCUGGCACCACAGACUGUCCCAGAUCACGUCCCAGACCCCUCCUCAGAAUCCUCCCCCCCAGAACCCUCCCCUCAGACCCCCCUGGCACCACAGACUGUCCCAAACCCCUUCCCAGAAUCCUCCCCCCCAGAACCCUCCCCUCAGACCCCCCUGGCACCACAGACUGUCCCAGAUCACAUCCCAGACCCCUCCUCAGAAUCCUCCCCCCCAGAAUCCUCCCCCCCAGAACCCUCCCCUCCGACCCCCCUGGCACCACAGACUGUCCCUGGGGCCCCUCCGGAAGAGCGCCAGCAGUGGAGAGGGCAGUGAGGGGGAGACCAAGGGAGAGACCAAGGUGGCCACCAAAGGGUCCCGGGACAAGAGGAGCCUCUCUUUACCUCUGCAGCUGCAUCGCAAAAACUGAACAAAAACUUCUCCUGAAAUGCAGUAGUAUUGAAGUGAGAUGUGGCUGUUAAAGGUCCUAUAUUACACAAAAUGAACUCUUGUGAGCUUUAAGAUGUUAUAAUACUGUUACCUCUUCAAAAACCUCCUCAAAAACAGAAUUUGAAUAUGAAUCUAGUAGUAACAAGUACAGCCAGCCCGGUCAAAACCAUAGACCGUAUAAAGAAGUGGAGUAAGUGCGACGUCACCCACAGCGUUCGGCUCCAGUCUCAUCGAGGCUAGAGCAGUUAUAGGUGCCAAUUUGGAGCAGUUUCGUGUUUGGAAUUAUAACUGUAUCAUAUGAACCGAAGCGCCAAUCCGGAGCGAGGCUGUUGAAGGUAACGGCACGAGCCUGACAGAGGGAGGGGGCGACAGUUUUUCAAUAGAAAGUGAAUUUGAGCCGAUAGCGCGCCCGUGAUCACUUCCUAUUUGGAGCAGCAGGUUAGCUAUGUCCAUUUAUGUGUGCAGUCUAUGAUCAAAGCCUGAUCUGGUCAAAUCUCAGAAGCUAAGCGGGGCCGGGCCUGGUCAGUACUUGGAUACGAGACCACUGGGAACUCCUUACGCAAGGCACUUCAUCCAUUACUGUGGUGUGUGUGAUUGUUGGUGGUCAGAGAAGACAAUGGCACAAAUGGGCAGCCUCACUUCUAUCAGUCUCUUCAUCACCGUUUACCGCAGAGUGCCUUUUAGUUAUUUUUAUUUUUUUUUUACAUCUAUAACCUGACGUGAUGUGCGGUAUUUUCAUUAGCAGGAUGCACUCUGAUUGUGUUGUGAUGGCGCUAUGAAGGGGAAGUGACUUAGCACGGAGAACAAACGGAGGGGGGGACUCAGAGCAUCUAAAACGAAAUUGCAACUAAUUAAACAUGUUAAUACGUUGUUUUUCAGCAAAUAUAGCAUUUUCAAAACAAUAAAAGGUCACAUGCUGAUCUAAAUCCACUCAUUCUGUCCUUUGUUUUAUAAUAGGUGAUGGAUCUGAAACCCUUAACUGUGUUUUAUAUGAAAAAGUGGGUUGUCCAUCAGUGUCUGUUAGAAAAGAACAGCAAUGUAUGAAAUUUAUCUAUAAGGGACGACUUCAAAAACCGUCAGAACACUUCACCUGUUUGUGAAUCAUGAUACUGAAACAUUUAACACCAGAUCACAUGACUGCGUAAGACUCAGGACGAGCCGCAGCAGAACUGAGACAUAAAAGAGGCUUCAAGUCGUUUUGCUUUACGAAAAUAGAAAACACUCCAAGGAGAAGCAAAACUGAACACUUUAGUGACACAAUCGGAAUUUAAUAAUCUGGUAAACUUUUAUACGAACGCCUGCUCCUGUUUUUAAUGUUUUGUCUGGACUUUGUAUUUGUUUUGUUUGUUUUUCUGCUUGUAUUGUGUUUUAAAACCGAGCGAACAUGGAAAAAAAGAUCCCAAGUGCUCUCAUUGGGCUCCCCUGCUGUAUA